Molecule: messenger RNA, 371 nt
Organism: Ilex paraguariensis (yerba mate)
Lineage: Eukaryota; Viridiplantae; Streptophyta; Magnoliopsida; Aquifoliales; Aquifoliaceae
Source: the annotation of a GenBank genome assembly
CAGAGCUGCCUCUCAAUUUCUGUAUUCGCUCCUGUGUUCCACUUUCUCUUGCUUAUCGCCUCUGAAAUUAGGGAUUUUCUUAAAAUACAGAUACAACCGUAGAAAAAUGGGUCACUCGAACGUUUGGAACUCACAUCCCAAGAACUUUGGCCCUGGGUCGCGUACUUGCCGUGUCUGCGGAAACCCACAUGGGUUGAUCAGGAAGUAUGCACUCAUGUGUUGCAGGCAGUGCUUUCGCAGCAAUGUAAAAGAAAUUGGCUUCAUCAAGUGUGUGAGAAAGGGAGAAGAGUUGAAGAUGUUGUACUUGCUACCACACCUUCACUUAGGGUGGGCAGUCAAUCAAGCCAUUCUCGCGGAGGAGUAACGCCUGG